UAUAACCGUUGAAUGCUCUUAACCAUGUAGAUGCAAUGUAUACGAUCUUAACUGUUUGCAAGUGUCAUGGGUUCAAUCUAGGAUCGAUUCAGUUAUAUUGAAGGAGUGUAAUACUUCAAUGUCUGUUAUUUCAAUAUAUACCUCCUAUUUAUUGUUCGGAUAAAUACAUACCCAAACUGUGUCUUUAAUAAAUUCAAAUUAAAUCCCGUCGGAUUGGAGUAAACGUAAAAGACCAGGUGACCAGACGUUUCCUCGCUGCAAACGACACGGGGUACGCGUGGCACCAUGGAGACGCUUCAGAAAAUAACGGACGAAUUCCUCGUCUGCCCAAUCUGCAGUCGUAACUUCCGUGAUCCCAAACUGCUACACUGCCUACACUCGUUCUGUCACCAUUGUCUCAUUGAGUACGUCAGUAACCAUAUAAACAGUAACGACAAAACUGAACAAAAUGGAGAUAACACCGAUGAACCACACGAGGUAGUGUUUGUUUGCCCCGUGUGCUCAAUCGAGUCUGUCUUUGAACUGACCGAAGACAAGCAGAAAAUUAAACGAGGCUUUUCCGAUAAUCACCUUAUGGCGAAUCUAGUUGAGAAAAUGGAAAUGUUCAAAACGGACACAUUGUGCGAAUCGUGUAAAGCACGCGCGACUCAAGGUCAAAACCAAAGUGUGAGGACGAAAGCGGAAGUGUGGUGUCAAAACUGCAAAAUGUCAUUCUGUGAUGGUUGUAUAAAAGCUCACAAUCUUAUUAAAGCGUGCAGCGAUCAUGUUGUGAUAACAUUGAAGGAUUUACAGGAUGAUCCACUGAAAUCGCUCGAGAAUACUAAACGCGAAAUCCCGUGCCCCGAACACAAGGACAAGAUAUUGGAGUUUUACUGCUUGGACUGUCGUGAAACAAUUUGCUCUAUGUGCGUCGCUAUGAAUCACCGAAAGUGUGAAACUGUGGAGCCGUGCGCAGAAUCGGCACGCAGGUUUAAACCGGAAACGGACAAUGUAUUAAAAGACCUCGAGCUUCAAGGUUCGUCUUUGACGGAUUGGCAGAACGACCACGUGCGUGAAAUUGAAGAACUGGAAGAGAACAAGAAGGCCCUCAUCAAGGAGAUAAGAACAGUGCGAAAGACUGUUGAUACCCAUUUAGCCAAACUCGAAAAGCUAGCGAUUGAUGAACUGGAUGCAAAACAUAGUAAUGCAUUAGAAGAGGUGAAAGAACGCUUGAAUGAAAUAGAAGGUCUGAAGAAAAGUAUCGAGAAUACAAACAUGUUCCUGAGGCAUUUGACGCAGUACGGAAGUGAUUCGGAGUUCUUAUCAGUCUUUGAUAAAGUAAAGAAUCAAAUGAUUGAGAUGAACACGAGUAUAAAUCGUCGUAAGGUCGCAAAAUUGCUCUUUCGCCAUAAGUUCGCUAUCGAUCAUACUCUCGGAAGAGUGUUUGAGUUAAAGAAACUUGGUAAAAUCGUUGACGUGAUUGACAUGCACAAAGAUGCUUUUCUCACAAAUGGAGAAAAUGGCGAUGGACCGCCAAUCACUAGUCGCCGAAGUUCGAUUAAACGCACUGGGACGUUUAGAGUCGACAGUGAAAGCGAAAGUCAGUCACCAAUACAGCAGGAUCAGCAGGAACAGCAGAAUCAACAGCUCAUUUCCCCACCCCAAAGACCUUCUCGCCAGACACUUCAAACAAUUCCCUCCUCACCAAAGACGGCUUCUCGUGGCAGCCUCUCGACAAACUCUCCAAGUACUUCGAGCGAUUCAAUGAGUUCCCAGGAGGUACUGGAGACUCCGCGUGUAAACGCGGUCUCACUUCGCCGACAACAACAGGAAGCAUGUACACGCCUCAUGGCGGGAUCUACUGGGUCGCUGCCGAGAACAAAGCGCGUAAACAGCUCUAUAGAAUUUAGAAAGACACAAGCUAUGCAGUCGACAACUCCACAGCCGACUUCGAAAACGCCUCCUACUCAGAGACGCUCUCAAAGCACAGCGAACGGGCGUCCACCUAUGGGCGACAAACCCGUGCGUCCAGAGCGCAGAUCUAAGACGCCCGAUCACAAUGCUCUUAAUCCGGGCAUGCGUAAACGAGACUCUAGCGUUGGAAAACCAUCGAGCGUGUUAUCACCGCCACUUGCACGACGAGCUGAACUGCCGUCUCCCAAAUCACCACAGCAACCUCGCCCGACGCCUUUGAUGGAGAAAACGAACGCGCAACUCUUGUGCUCAUUCAAUGGCCGAACGGAAAACGACGGCAAGAAAUGCUGGCCGCUUGACGUCACGGUUUUGUGCGACGGCACCCCUGUGAUAACUGAUUUUCAUAACAAGAAGAUCAAGGCGUUCGAUGCGUCAGGCCUUGUAAUGUGUGAGGUUCUGCUCCCAUCAUGGCCUCAUGGAAUAACAAGCGUCGAUAAAUCAGACGUCGUUGUUACGUUACCCGAGAUUUCAACGCUGGUGUUUGUAAUGGUGUCUGAAAACGUCAUGAAACUUCAAAAGCGAAUCAAAACAGUGAAACAGUAUCGUGGUAUAUGCUGCCUUCAGGAAACGGAUGACCGAAAAUCACUAAUUAUUGUGUCUUGUUGUGCAACUAAUAACCAAUCCGUGGACGUCCUUUCUUUGGAGGGAGAAAUUUUGAUAAGUCAUCGCCAUGACAGUCGCCAACCAGGCAAAAACCUGUUCACGUGGCCGUAUUACGUUGGUGUCAACUCUGAAGGUGAAAUUGUUGUUUCUGAUUGUGAAACGAAAACCGGACUACUUGUUCUCGAUAAAGAUGGAAACGUCAAGUACGAUUACCUUUCCAUAGGCGUUGUGAUACAAGAUCCACGCGGAAUUUGCACAGAUCUGGACGGCAAUAUAUACCUGGCGGACAAAUCUGCCCACGCCAUCCACAGUUUGACAGCAGACGGUCAUUACCGGAAGUGCGUAGUUAGCGCCCUUGACGACCUGGUUCAACCAAUUGCCGUCUGCGUUAGCCCGUUUGGACACAUCAUGGUCACUCAGGAUAAUGGGGAUAUUAAAGUGUACGCAAUUGACUAGUGUCUUCAGCGUAUAAACACUUGAAAACUUAAAAUGUAUUUAUUAGUUAUUUAUAACCCGUAAUAGUAUGCUAAAGCAAGAGAUUUAAUAACAAUUUUAAAAUAGUUUAUUACACAAAAUUUAUUAUGCCUGAGUUUGAAAAUACAUGUAUGUUCAAAUAUAAAAUUUUAAUGUAAUUAGUGUUAUACCAAAUAUAUAUAAUAUUUUAAAUGAUGUAAUACAUAUACUUUUUCAUAUUGUU
Molecule: messenger RNA, 3253 nt
Organism: Dreissena polymorpha
Lineage: Eukaryota; Metazoa; Mollusca; Bivalvia; Myida; Dreissenidae
Product: E3 ubiquitin-protein ligase TRIM33-like
Exons: 2
Coding region: 286-3012 (908 amino acids)
Molecular function (GO): zinc ion binding
Source: RefSeq, a predicted model, not a curated record